Messenger RNA from Pseudo-nitzschia multistriata, 2514 nucleotides. Lineage: Eukaryota; Bacillariophyta; Bacillariophyceae; Bacillariales; Bacillariaceae. The record is from the annotation of a GenBank genome assembly.
CAAACAAGCAAGUGUAACAGAUUUUAUUGCGUGUUCAGUGUAGCUUCUUUUUUUUUACGACGGCUGCUUCUUCCGACGUCGGCAACCAACAGUAUGAGCAACAACAACAACAACAAGAAACCCUUGGGGGCCCUUGUCCCCAGCCUUCCACUCACUCAAACUAAUCCUCUCUAUCAAGCAGCCUAUGUUGCCMUGGAGAGGAAGAAGUUCCUUCAACUUGCAAAGAAGAAGCAGCAUCUUUGCGCCAUCCAAACCAUCAAGGAAAGGGAUGUUGAAGCACUCUUCCCAGGAGAUGAAGCCAAGGGAUUGAGAGAGGAGAUGCGGGUCCUCCAUACUGAUAUUGUCCCUGUCGGCCUAGGCAAGAACAAGCGAGAGAAGGCCUGGAGAUCUCACUAUGCGUCUUCCAUCCUUGCUUCAAUCUAUGUUGCAAUGGAGAUGAGGAAGGGGAUGGAGUUUCCUACUCCAAGCGCCCAACGUGCCAGCAGAUCCAGGAGCAGCAAUGCAACAGCUCUUCCCCUCUUCCGGUCCGCUGCUAAGGAUGUCAAGCAAGCUGUUGACAAACAGGAGGAUKAGGACAUUGAAAAGCUGAACAAGAAAUCUUCCAUCAAGCAACAAAAGUAUGGGAACAGGAAGCAAGACAAGAUCCCCUUCGAUCCAACCAAGCUGGAGAAGGCUCCUUGCCCUCAGUGUGGAUGUAUGGCUUGCAUGGCUAUCACCCMAAUCGAUGAAGUGAACCAGAAGAACAAAGAGAACUGGGAAAAGUACAUGGAAGAGGUCGAGGAAUACCAGAGGAAUGGGGGGAAGAAGCCAAGAUUUCCACCAUCAGAAGGACAGUGGAUUGGUUGCUGGGGAUACAAGCUCCAUUGCAAGUACCAAGCUGAUGGAGGGAACUGUCCGGAAUGCCAAAAGGCUACAGGAACUAGCAAAUACCUCACGCGCGAUGCAGAUGGAAAGCCAGCUUGCUUGUGUCCUAUCUGCAAUAGCAAGUGCGACGCUAUGUUCCUCAGGGGGAACAGGCACAAAGCUGCUGUUGAGGUCAGGGAACAGAAGGAGGCUGUUGCAGCUCCGGCAACAGCCAACGUGUCCUCUUUGCCUCAGCUCUUCACUAAGUAUGUCGGUAACUCGUUGCAGAAUGGUGUGAUUGAUGCAGCUGCUCAAGCAAAUACUGCUGUGGAUGAUCCAGUUGCUGCUCAGAAUUCUUUUGCUUUUGCAGCUCACAGGUUGCUCACCAAUCCUGAGGUUCAGGGGAACAUGGCAAUGAGGCACGCCAUGCAAGGAAUGGGUCCAAUGGGGACCGAGACCAGGGAUGGGCUGUCCAUCGACGCUCUCAGGAAGGGGAGGACUGUAGGGGAUUCAGGAGUGGAACGCGCAAGGGGAUUUGGUGUUCCCAAUCCAAGGGAAUUGCAACAGCAGCAGCACCAGCAGGCCCAGCCUCCGCAGCAACAGCCUCGCCAGCAACAGCCUUGCCAGCAGCCCCAGCCUCCGCAUCGGGCCCCUCUUCCUGCUGGAGGACCUCCUACCUUCAACCAUCAGGACCAGAGGCAUUUUAGGAAUAAGCUGUCUCCUGUUCCUGAUAGGACUGAUGAUACUCGCUCCCCCCUUGAGGUUGAGCUCGCUGCUGCUGCUGGUAGUGGUAGUGGAAGUACUGCGCGUCCUCGACCUACAGUUACAGCAGCUGCAAUGCCACCUCCAGUAGCAGCAGCAAUGCCUCCACCAGCUCAGGUUUCUGCAGUAUCCAAGAGAUCCUACAGCACCAGAGGGUCCUCCAGCUUGAAUCCUAUCAGUAUUCUUGAGAGUGACAGUGAGAGCUCUGGAUUUAGCUUGUACAGCACAAGCAAGACCCAGCCGGAUAUCAAGCCCGUGGUCGUGAAGUCUGAAUUCAAGCUUCCUCCCUUGCCAAAGCGUCGAAAGGCUUCUGUUCCGCCAGCUACUCCAGCGUUUGCAAGGAAGAUCAGGCAGGAAUCUCUCAAGCAGUCUUUUGGUAACAACACCCCUUCUACAAUGGAAGUGCUGGAUCAACUGUCUUUUCGGCUUACUGCGGAGGACACUAGUGCUGAGGCCAUGGCACUGAAGAAGAGAGCACAGGACAUGGAGAACCUGUGCCCUAAUGUUGAGCAGGCGACUGGUUCCUUAGUGAAGUUUGCCAAGCGCCAGCUGUUUGCAAAGCAGGGGAAGCAAGCUUGUCCUGCUCCUUCAAACACUGGUGGCUUGAAUUUGCUUGCAGUAGCAGCGAGUACUGGCUCAAAGCGCCCAGCAGCAGCAGGCCGGGGCUUGGGCUUGGGCCUGGGUCUCAAGCGUGUUGGCAAGAAGCGUGUUGUCAAGCGUUCUGCAUUGAGCAAGCCUGUUGUUGCUGCUGCAAAGAAGGCCUCAGCUGUUGCAAGCAAGAAGGCUAGUCCUGGUGGCUUGCCCAGCAGCCAGAGCUCAGGCGGAUUCGACUAUGGAGACAGUGAUUGAUUGAUUGCUGCUGGCUCGUUUAGUCUUCCUAUGGAUGCUGAAUAAUGAAAGCAUCGAUUC